Molecule: messenger RNA, 482 nt
Organism: Nanorana parkeri
Lineage: Eukaryota; Metazoa; Chordata; Amphibia; Anura; Dicroglossidae
Gene: BLCAP
Product: bladder cancer associated protein
Exons: 2
Coding region: 152-415 (87 amino acids)
Source: RefSeq, a predicted model, not a curated record
GUCGGUGACGUCACGCUGGACGCAGGAAGGGCCCAGUACGUGGAAGUGGAGUGCUGGGAGCACCGGGGAAGCCGCGGCCUGGAGUGUGGCUGCGAGCGCGGAUCAGAUCAAGCAAUCGCAGGCAAGGCGUGACCUACAUACAAACGCCACCAUGUACUGUUUACAGUGGCUGCUUCCCGUCCUCCUGAUUCCGAAGCCACUGAACCCAGCGCUUUGGUUCAGUCACUCGGUGUUUAUGGGCUUCUACCUACUGAGCUUCUUACUGGAGAGGAAACCGUGCACCAUCUGCGCCUUGGUCUUCCUGGGUGCCCUCUUCCUUAUCUGCUACAGCUGCUGGGGCAACUGCUUCUUGUAUCACUGUAGCGGCAGCCAGCUACCAGACUCUGCCAAUGACCCUGCCGUGGUUGGCACCUAGGGGGAGUACACCGCGCCCCCGCUCCAUGGAUUGCUGCUUUUUUUGCCAAGGACGUGUCGCAGCUCGC